AUGCUACCCCUCCUAACCUCUGUAGUAUUCGGGCUCGCAGCGCUCCCCCACAUCGCCCAUGCAGCCGUAACGACCGACCCCUCCCUCGCAUCCAACAGAACCUCCGACUACAUCAUCCUCGGCGGCGGCACCGCCGGCCUCGCGCUCGCCGGGCGCCUCUCAGAAGACCCAGACGUCAGCGUGCUGGUGAUAGAAGCGGGCCCAGACAACCGCACGAGCGCGCUCGAGAGCGUCGUCGAUUUUCCGGUUGCGCUUGGGAGCGCGCUUGAUUGGACGUAUGGGACUGUGGAUGGGAAGGCCGUUUCUGGAGGCAAGACGCUCGGCGGGAGCUCGUCGAUCAACGGCGGGACGUGGACGCGCGGGGCGAAAGCGCAGUACGACGCGUUCAGCGCGCUCCUCGAGCCCGAGGACGCGGAUAAAGGUUGGGACUGGGACGGGCUGCAGCACUACAUGAAGAAGGCAGAGCGCUUCGCCCCGCCCAACACGACCCAGCGCGCGCUCGGCGCCACCUUCGAGCCAGAAGCCCACGGCACCGACGGGCCCGUACACGCGGCGUUUCCGACGGAUAUGUUCUACGGCCCCGCCGACCCCUACUUCAUCGACACCAUCUCCAACAUCACCGGUAUCAAGCGUAUACCAGACGCCAGUGGCGGGAAUCCCAAUGGCGUGGUGUACGUCCCCGACAGCCUGAACAAGUUCGACAACGACAGCCGCAGCUCGUCCGCGGCCGCAUACCUCACGCCCGUCGAACACGCGCGCACGAACUGGCUCACGCUCGUCGAGCACACCGCCACCCGCAUCCUCUUCGCCCCCUCCAACACCUCUGCCUCUGCCUCCUCUUCCCCAUCACAAUCAAACCUCACGGCCACGUCCGUCCAAUUCGCCGCAACCCCUCCCGUAAACUCAACCUCGAAUAUCGACGAGGAUGCAGCGGUGUUCUACACGGCCCACGCCACGCGCGAAGUCAUCCUCGCGGCCGGCGCACUCCGCACGCCUGCUCUUCUCCAGCUCAGUGGGAUCGGCGACGCUGCUCUUCUUGAGAGUUUAGGCAUCGACGUGUUGCUCGAUCUGAAGGGCGUAGGGAAGAACUUGCAGGAGCAGACGAAUGCUGUUAUGGCUGCGGUUGGGAACGGGGAGUUCGAAGCUGGAGGGUUGGGGCCGAACAGUGUUAUCGCGCUCCCGAGCAUCUACGACCUCUUCGGCGCCAACGCGAGCGCCAAGAUCGACGAGAUGAACGGCAGUCUCGAUACGUGGGCGGAGGAACAGGCGCAUAACUUUGGCGCGGGGCCCGGGGCGUUGCUUGAAGUCUUCAAAGUUCAGGCGGGGCUUAUCGCCAAUGAUAGCGCGCCGAUCGCGGAGCUGUUUUAUGAUGUGCAGGAGGCGCCGGACACGCUGAUCUUCGCGCUCUGGAACCUCCUCCCCUUCUCGCGCGGAAACGUCUUCAUAUCCACAACAAACCCCUUCCUUCCCCCUUCAAUCAACAUAAACUGGUUCACCGUCCCCUUCGACCUCACAGUCCAAAUCGCCGCCGCGCGCCUCGCCCGCGCCGUCUUCUCCACCCCACCUCUAAACUCGCUAGUGGAUGGAUUCGCGCUGCCGACGGAGCAGGAUGUCCCCGAGAACGCGAGCGACGCGCAGUGGGCGAGCUGGAUGUUGAGUAAUUUCGGUGCGAAUUCGCAUCCGAUCGGCACAGCAGCAAUGCUCCGCCGCACCCUCGGCGGCGUCGUCGACGCCUCCCUCAAAGUCUACGGCACGGCCAACGUGCGCGUCGUGGACGCGAGCAUCUUGCCGAUCCAGCUGAGCGCGCAUCUGAGCGGGACGGUGUAUGGAGUCGCUGAGAAGGCGGGUGAUAUCAUCAAGGCCGCGCACACGAGUUGA
This is a messenger RNA of Peniophora sp. CBMAI 1063, 1878 nucleotides long. NCBI's taxonomy places the organism in Eukaryota, Fungi, Basidiomycota, Agaricomycetes, Russulales, Peniophoraceae. The record is from the annotation of a GenBank genome assembly.